Molecule: messenger RNA, 1968 nt
Organism: Vollenhovia emeryi
Lineage: Eukaryota; Metazoa; Arthropoda; Insecta; Hymenoptera; Formicidae
Exons: 4
Coding region: 205-1470 (421 amino acids)
Source: RefSeq, a predicted model, not a curated record
GUUUUACAAGUUUUUUCUUAUUAUAAUACUUGAUCUAUUAUAGACACUUACUUGAAGGCUUGUCAGGCAUGCAAAAAGUAUAUUAAAGAUUCAAACUAUGAAUCCGAAGUGGAAUUAGGGCGGGGAUUACGGAAAAAGAAAAGAGUAGCAAGACUAGACUCAGAAUCAGACUCGGAAUCUGAUGACGAAAAUAAGAAGAAAAGGAUGAAACAUAAGCUUGAAGAAAAAAUACCUUCACCUCCUCAGGUGCUAUUAUCUGGUUGCUCACCAUGUAAAGAUUUACACAAUUAUCCAAAAUAUUUAAUAUCUAAGCAGCUCCCUAAGAAAACACAAGCAAACUUUGUUUUGCAAGAAAAUCAUGAAAAGAACUCAUCCUAUGCUUGUAAAUCUACCUAUGAACAAAAUGAAGUCUCUAUUGAAACAGGUUUAUCUGAUAAAAAUUCUGAACUUCUUCGGAAAUUGGAACAAGUAAAAAGUUUAAAAAACCAGACAUCUUCCAAGAAGAAUACAAUCCUGUAUAAGAAAAUUCGUUCUUUGCACAAUAAAGAUGAAGAAAGUCAGAGAGAAUAUUUUGAAGUAAAUAUCAAUGAGCAGAACGAGUCUACUUUACAUGAUAUGGUACCUCAUUCAAGUUCAUACCACGAUUUGCAAGAAGAGGAAAAAAGAAUAGUUCAUAAGGUAACACCACAGAGCAAGGGAGGAUUUCCAAAAAAGAGUUCUUCGACAAUGACGAAUGAAUUAAGUUCUACUAAUACAAGCUGCCUUAUCACACCUGACAAACAAAUUACCAUGGGAUAUUCGUCAAGUUCUAGAGAUACUAUGCAAUGUCCUAACUCGCCUGAUACUAUGUUCAGCAAAUCCUCUGCAUCUCUACAAACAUUCAAUUCCGAAAGGAAAAGCAAUUGUUCUCUCACUCUUAACUCUAGUGAUACGGAAUUUUCUUCAUUAACGGCAAAUUCUAUUGAAAAUAGCUCAGGACAAUCUCUCUACAGAGAGUUGAUCUCAAUAAGAACAGCCAUUACAGAGUGCAAGAAAGAGAUCAGAAGAGUGAGCAGUAAACUUGAUAUAUCUAUUAUGAACCAGGAGAAUCUAUGUCAUUUCAUAAAUCCAGAAGGAAAAGUUAUAAAGCGUCCUAGUGAAAUGCCUCCAUUGCCUAUUAACACCUUUGAAGAAUUGGAUAGGAUGGAGAAAUUCCUAGCCAAUGAUAGUAAUCUGACUGGAGCAUGUUCCUAUCUUGGUAAGAAUAUAGAUAAAAAAAGUAUUGAAAAUUCAGUCAGAAGAAUAUUGACAAAACUUGUGACCAAUACUUUAGCAUCAAAAUUCAGUCUACAAGGUCAUGGGAACAAGAAGCGCUUUGAUGCUCUGAAACUGUGGGAUCUUGUUCAAGGUAAAAUUACAUUAUUAAAUUAUAAUCAAUUCUGUAUCUUAAUUGUAUGUAACUCACAUUUUAUCAUAAUUACGCUUCAUUAGUGAGUUAUGUUCAACGCCAUACAUACCUCCUCACUUCAAUAUUUUGAACCACUAGACAUUUUUGGUCGGGUGCAUUAUGACUAAAUAUUUUUGCAUUAUGACUAGAUGGUUAAGUGAGGAAAUGUCAAUGAUGCAUUAGAUGAGCAUCUUACAGCUUCUUUAUCUUAUAUUUAUUUCAUCUUUAUAAAAACUAUAUGGUGAUUGUAAGCAUUGUGGUCAGAAGACAUACAUAGCGUUGCUUAUAUUCAGGAUAUUUGUUAGAAAUUGUUUCAUUGUACUUUUGAGAAGAGAGAGAGAGAGAAAGAGAGAGAGAGAGAGAGAGAGAGAGAGAGAGAGAGAGAGAGAGAGUUUCAGAGAAUGAAUAUUAUUGUAAUAUUUGUGACCGUUCGAAUUUGUUAAGUCUGUGCAGCGGAUAGCCGCGGGAAUUCUAGGGUCCGGCGGUGGGUGUCUCGAAAAGAGAGAGAGUCGGUUUUAAAUCUUAACUACCGAAUUAUAUUU